Messenger RNA from Plenodomus lingam JN3, 2478 nucleotides. RefSeq lists its product as uncharacterized. NCBI's taxonomy places the organism in Eukaryota, Fungi, Ascomycota, Dothideomycetes, Pleosporales, Leptosphaeriaceae. Gene Ontology annotation, molecular function: Hsp90 protein binding. Gene Ontology annotation, cellular component: cytoplasm. The record is from RefSeq and is a predicted model, not a curated record.
AUGCCCACUGAAUCUGAGGAAGAGCGGGCUCUUCAAAUCGCGCAAAAAGCCGAAUCAAGCAUAACAGCAGGUGAAUUGGCUGCUGCAGUGCGAUAUUUGCGUGAAGCUAGUAGCAUUGCACCAGAACACCCACAGAUCAAAGCAGCAUGGGCCAAAGUACGCGAAGAAGAGGACAAGAGCGAGCUACUCACGAUUUGCAAAGUCUGGGUCAAGAGUCAGGAUGAGCACGACGGCGAAAGAGCUCUGAUGACAAUACGAAAACAGGGUCUCAAGCAGAAAGAGGCGGAACAAGCAAUGGAAAUUCUAUUCGAGUCCAAAGGCGAAGAUGAUGUUCUCGAUCAAGUCACGGGAGAAUUACUGCAGAACCAAGGUGCGCAGAUGUGGCUGGCGAAUGCGGUACGAGAGCAACCGACAAGGAUUUACUAUGAAAUGUUUGAGCGGGGCGACGAUUCCAUCGAUGGGUUGCUCAAGGUGCUGCUCAACCGAGGCGUGUGGCCAGACGACGAAAGUUUCAAGACAGGACAUAGAGACAUAUUCAUGCUGAGUCUAGCAAUGAUGAUGGAAGAAGCGCUCGAGCACCCAGAACGCGCUAUGAAGGGCAUUGCGCAGCUACUUGCUCAUUACGCGGAGCAUCUCAAAGGAAUCAUCGAUGCGGACAGUUUCGAUGUUAUCCUCGCGUCGCUGGAUAUCCGACUGCCGGCCAAUCUAAGGAGUCAAGCGACGCUAGCAAGUAUCAAGUUGUUUGAGUUAUGUCCAGAUACGGCCGGAGAGCUCAUCUCGAAGUUUGUGACACAGAAGGUGAAGAAGGGCGAGGCAAACGACUUGGUGAUUGCAUUUUCAGCAGCUGCGGCAAUUUUCCCUGUAGCGAUCACGGCUGCCGCAACAUUGUUCCUGGCAGAGGGGUUCGUCCAGAGCCUUGCACCAGUAGUGCAGAAGAAGAAGUCGGCGAAGUUGGAGCAGGCCGCGCUUGAGCUUAUCAGCGCGGCAUGCACAGAUAAGAAUUGCAGGGAUGCCAUCAAUCUGCAUUGCAGAGAGUGGCUGGAGGAUCUUGUUGCAGGAAGCCAGGACAAGAAGCGUGCAAACCUCGCUGCACUUAUUCUUGUCAAGUUGGGAGAAGAGCAACCGUCUGGCGAAGGUCCACAGAUUGCCACACCAGGUAAGGUCGAUCAAGGCGAUCUGAUCGCAAGCUUCAAGUCCAUGGUCAUUGGUGGUGAUACUUCAUCAAACCAAGACUCAAUCGAAGGACUAGCGUACGCCUCGCUUCAACCUAAGGUCAGAGAGGAUUUGUCCAAGUCUCCCAAGUUUCUCAAACGACUGAUCGAAACCAUGAGUGAUUCCUCAUCUCCAAAAAGCAUUCUCUUCGGAGGUCUUACCAUCUUCGUCAAUAUCACCACGUACUUGCCUCUCCAAUCGGAAGAGGAGAAGCGAAUGGCCCAAUUGAAAGAUUACGCAAACGCUAAAGUCAACAAGACGCAAAAGCCUUCAGACCCAGACCCUCUUCUCGAAGAUGCAAAUGUCAGUAUACGCUGUAAACGCGUUCUUGACGCUAACAUUGUGCCUCUCCUCACACUAAUCUGCAAACGCGCAUCACCCUCUGUCCACACACAGUCAAGCCAGAUUCUGCUGUCUCUCAGCAAGGAACCCAAGAAUCGCGGGACAAUGGCGCAACAAGGCGCCAUAAAGCUCCUGAUCCAAAUCUGGGAUCACAUUUCCACGACUGCCUCAAAUUCGACAACAGGAACAACUCCUUACCCACCCACUGCCCUCCCCACAACCGCCCAAGCUCUCUCACGCCUCCUAAUCAGCAUAAAUCCAUCUCACAUCUUCAAUGCUGCUCUCCCACCUACAUCUGCCAUUCGCCCCCUCCUAAGCCAGCUCGCUCGGACCGAAAACUCAGCAUGGCAACUUCACGCUUUCGAGUCCCUACUUGCUCUCACAAAUCUCGCAUCGCUGGACCGCAACACACAAGACCACAUCAUUCGUUCCGCCUUCGACACUGUUGUUGAUGACCUCCUGCUCAGCCAAAACGCAAUGAUUCGCCGUGCUUCCACAGAGCUCCUCUGCAACCUCAUGGCUUCACCAGUGUGUAUUGGUAAUUUUGCAGAUACAUCUGAACCCCGCUCCAAACACCGUUUACAUGUUCUUCUCGCCAUGACAGAUGUCGACGACGCUGCAACACGUUCUGCAGCUGGUGGUGCGCUCGCAAUGCUCCUUUCGGUCGAUUUAGCUGUGGAGGCGUUUUUGCAGCAACUAAAGAAUGUAGAGUGGCUAUUGGGUCUUUGCCAGGAUGAAGAUGAGGGUGUUAGACAUCGCGGUGUAGUUUGCCUGAGGAGUGUGGUCGAGGUGGAAAAAGGAGCGACAGUCUGUAAAGAAAAAGGGGUGGUGGAAGCGUUGAGAGUGGUUCUAAAGGAAACGCGGAAUCCCGAAGUUUUAAGUGUCGGCGUCGAGACGUUGAAGAUGUUAUUAGGCCAGGAAUGA